CCGCAUGGGAGCGGCUCUGGAGGAGCUGCACGGCUGCGGGGGGUGCAAGCAUUCAAACCUUGGGGGCUUUAGUGGGGCUCUUUUCACCUACGUGUCCCCAUCGGGCGCUGGAUGCGUUGCUGUGGGUGCUUCCUGGAGGGGGGAGGAGGUUUCCAAAAGCAGUUUUUCUUUUUUUUUUUUUUGUGGUGGGGAGACAAAUGAAGCCUCUCGUGCAGCAGGGGAAAGUUCUGGCAGCUGGGAGCCUACUACAAAAGGGGCAGAGGUUCCUCCGGGGCUCAGCAGCCCGAAAACGCUGCUCAAGGAUCAAACCGUGACAUCCAAACCCAUCACUUCAUGUACAGCAUCAGAACGUGGGCGGAGGAGGGAGCAGUUCUGAGAGCUGGGGUGUGGUAACAGAAAUAAAGGGGGAAAAACUACAUGCAGGAGUUGGGAGCAUCUCCUGGGAUGCUGCAAGGCCUCAUUGCUCUGUCCAACACGUGCGGGCAUCGGCUGCAGGGACAGCAGCGAGCUGCUGGGUGGAACAGCUCCGCCCCAGAAAUUAACUCUGAGCACAGCUUUCCCAUCAACUUCAUUUUCGGGGCUCAUCUUUUUGGGAAGGGGGGGUGGGGGGUCCUGGCCCUGCACCCAGAGCCCCCGCAGCCUCUUAGAGCAGAAUGCUGCUCAGUGCCGGGUGUGCCAGCAGCAGCGGGGUCAUGGGGGUCCUUCAGAAGGAAGGAAAUUCGCUGCGUGCCAUCGCCUGGUGAUCGCACCCAGCACGGAUGCGGGGGCUCCAUGAUGGGGCUGGUGGGCGUCACUUACUGUGAUUGCUUCCCUGAUCUCUGUGUAAUACAGCGAGCAAUUUAGCAGCAAACAACAUGUUUUGCUCCCUGCAAACUCCAGGUCUGGGUCAGGUUUCACCUGCAGUGAGAAUCCAGUCUCCCCGUGCCUCACUUCCCCCCUUCAUCGGCAUCAGCUCACGCAUAGCCCACAUCUCCACAGUGACCUCCACCUCCAGCCCCGCUCAGCGGGAGCUCCUUGGCCAGAAACCAGCACCCAGACCAGCCCCCAAAAACAUCACUCCUGCCAUCACCUGCUUAUCCAAUUUCCUGCCCUGAAAGCCCAUACAACAGCCCCAUAACCUCCCCCACGAACCAAAAAACACACCACCACCCCCAGAGCAUGCUCAGGGUGGGGGUCUAAAUAGGGCCGGGGUGAGGGGCAGCUGCCCCGCUCCCUCCUUGGUUUACAGCUGCAUCCCAUUGCACUUUUCCUCUCUGGUUCAGUCAGAGUGAGCUGCAGCAGCUCCUGGGAUCUGCUUUGCCCUCGCAGCUAUCGGAGAGAUUUUUGCUCGCCGACAGAACCCAGCAGAGCCCAAUCUCCUCCAUGCAGCCCCUGGCCAGAACCAGAGCUCUGCCUGGAAAAUGCAUUGGGGUGGGGCGGGGGCCUUUGGCUCUGCCCUGUGCAGGAUUUUGCCAUUUAUGGAGACCCCCAGCCACGGUUUAGGGUCCUGCAGUUCCCAGGGUUUUGCAGCGAGGUUUUGAAUUUUGGCCUCAUCCCACUGAGGUCACCCUGCUCGGGGGUGAGGAUGCCCGGCUUUGUGCCCCAUUUUGCCAGGGGCUGCAUUUUGGGGGACACAAGGUGUUCAAGCCAGUGGGGUGGUGAGAGCGAGCUGGAGGUGGGCACAGUCCCAAAAUGGGACGGCUCCAGGGCUUCCCCAUGGGGAUGUGGGUGACAAGGGACUGCAGCGAUGGGGAUGGUGUUGGACCCGAUGCUGGCGUGUGCCCAGGUGGCCCUGCAGAACAGCGUGCAGUGAGAUGCUCCAGGAAGCCCUGGGAGGAGUGGGGCUGAUCCCCGAUCCCAAGAGAAGGAAAAGGGUUAAAGCGCUGCCUGAGAGCAGCAUCAGUGCACAGACAGGCUCACGUGUCGCACCCUCUGCCUCCCCACCUCCAGCUGCACUCCCCUUCCCUCGGCUCCUCAGGACCAGUCUGGGGCUUGGGGUGGUGGGGGAAUGCGUGACAGCUGAAAAAUGAGCUGCUGGGCAGCGAGAGACGACCCGAAAGGAGGAAUCUGCCUCGAGCAAAGAGGAUUUUAGCACCUAGGGCUGAGCCAACAGACCUCUGCCAUCCCCAUCCCACCGGGAACUGUUUGCACACUCUCCAGGAGCAGCUUAAAGCCAGCGGGACGCCAGCACGGGACGGGAGCAGGGGAGGCUGCGGGGCGAAUCCGCAGCGUGGCAGCCCUGUGCGAGCGUCCAUCCCCAUAGCACUGCCCCACUGACACCUCGCCUCCAUGGGGACCGGGGCUGGGAGGGGGCUCCCCGAGGAUGCUGCGCCUCGCCCCGCGCCCCAGCUCACCCCAUAGCCCGCAGCACUGCGCCGCUGGGGACACGGCUCCCAUCCCUCGCUGGCUCCGUCCCAUGGUGGGGCCAUGGGGGCUGUGGGUGGGGGAGGCAUCGUGGCUGCUCUGCUCUGCUGCUGCCUGCUGGGCUCUGCCCGGGCUCUGGUGGACCCUGACGACGUCCUCACUAAGGAAGAGCAGAUUUACCUCCUGGUGGAAGCUGGGGAGAAAUGUCAGAGAGACAUCAGAGCUCAGCUGGAGAAGGUCAAAGACACCAGCUGCCUCCCAGAAUGGGACGGGAUCAUUUGCUGGCCCAAGGGCUCUCCCAGUGAGGAGGUGGCCGUGCCCUGCCCCGACUACAUCUAUGACUUCAACCACAAAGGCCGUGCCUAUAGGUACUGCAGUGCCUAUGGGACCUGGGAGGUGGCUCUGAGCCUCAACAAGACCUGGGCCAAUUACACCGAAUGCGCUGUGCUCUUCUCCUCCGAGAGCCGGAGCCGUGAGAAGGAGGUGUUUGACCGCCUGCACUUGAUGUACACGAUCGGCUACUCUGUCUCCUUGGCCUCCCUCAUCGUCGCUGUCUGCAUCCUCUCCUAUUUCAAGCGCCUGCACUGCACUCGCAACUACAUCCACAUGCACCUCUUCACCUCCUUCAUCUGCCGGGCAGCGAGCAUCUUCCUGAAGGACGCGGUGCUGUACUCGGGCGCGCUGGGCGGCGAGGCAAAGCUGCGGGAGGAAGAUCUCAGAGCAGAGCUGGGCCCCUCGCCGGGCCAACGCAGCCACCUGGUUGGCUGCAAGCUGGUGGUGACGCUCUUCCUCUACUUCCUGGCCACCAACCACUACUGGAUCCUGGUGGAAGGCCUCUACCUGCACAGCCUCAUCUUCAUGGCCUUCCUCUCCAACAAGAACUACCUGUGGGUCCUCAUCAUCAUCGGCUGGGGUCUUCCUGCUGUGUUUGUGUCCAUCUGGGCCAGCGUCAGGGCCUCCCUGGCAGACACGCAGUGCUGGGACCUCAGUGCAGGGAACAUGAAGUGGAUUUACCAGGUCCCCAUCUUGGCUGCUGUUGUGGUGAACUUCGUCCUCUUCCUCAACAUCGUGCGGGUGCUGGCCUCCAAACUCUGGGAGAGGAACACGGGGAAGCUGGACCCCCGGCAGCAGUACAGGCAACUGCUGAAGUCCACGCUGGUGCUGAUGCCGCUUUUCGGAGUCCACUACGUGGUAUUCAUGGCCAUGCCCUACACCGAAGUCUCCGGGGUCCUGUGGCAGAUCCAGAUGCAUUACGAGAUGCUCUUUAACUCCUCUCAGGGUUUCUUUGUGGCAUUUAUCUACUGCUUUUGCAACGGGGAGGUGCAGGCAGAGAUUAAAAAAGCCCAUUUUCGGAGAAGCCUGGCGCUGGACUUCAAGCAGAAGGCGCGUGCCAGCAGCGCAGCGGGGAGCUGCUGUUACGGGGGGCUGGUGUCCCACGGAACCACGAGCUUCAGCGUGAGCCUCACGGGGCGAGGGCCAGGGGGCACACAGCCCCGGGGGCUGCUCCUCCCUGCCCGUGGCAGCCUGCCAGGCCACGGCCCCAGCUCCUGUGCCACGGAACUUUUGCCCCGUCUGACGCGGGAGAUGAGCCAGAAAACCUGCGGGGAAAACACCGUGGGCUUGAGAGACCCGGAUCAGAGUCACCCCAAUCUGAACAAAGAGCUGGAGACGAUGCUGUGACGUUAACACUGCAUCUCCCAGCUGGACUGGUCUCUGUGUUUUGGGCAACUUUUGUGCUUGCAUGGAGAGCUGGGCCGGGGGACAGCAGCUGAAUCGACUCACUGCCCUCUUCCUCACAGGCAGCGUGCCAAGGGACCACGCGCUCUUGCUCCUUUUCGUACCCACCUGGCCUAAAAAUGAGCAGCAGUUCAAAACCUCAUUUCCUUCCACGUGCAGGUGAUUGGUGUAAGUGAUGUCUGCAUGCAAAGCCUUGAAUCAUCACAGGAAACAGUCCUCCAGGCUCAAUGCCCUAUUGUGAUGGUCUGGAAAGUAACUUCAGCUCCAGUGCAUACAAAGCCGAGCCCAGGAGACUGUCGUCUUUAAGUCUGUCUCCCCUGUUCAGCGCCCAUUCCUGUUGUACAGCCCGGGCUGGCAGCGUGAGAGGGGCAGAGCAGCUCACCCUGCCCUCACCUCCAUCCUUGUACAGCCCAUGGAUGCGCGCAGCAAUUGGUUACAGGAGGACAGCAGAGGGUGUGAAGGGCUGGAAGCCCAGCCAGCAUCACAGCCCCCAGCUCUGCCCUCCCUGCUCGAUCCUGGGGCACGAGGCAGCCCCAGCUCCCUGCUGCCCACCCUGCGAGACAGUGCUCGCUGCUGGGAAACCACAGCACCCCGCUGGGAAAAGACAUUCCUGAGAAUACUGCGCUGCCCUGCCCAGACAGAUGGGUGGGGAGAGAGAACGACAACGCUGCUGGGGUGGGGAUAUACUUGUUCUAAUGAGACAAUAAUUUCAUAAUAAAGAUAGCGACAGAGGACACGUGAAGAAUUGUGCGCAUUCACAGACCUUUCCAGUGAAAAGCUGAGACGUAAACCGAGUCACAAGGAUUAGAAAUCACUGGGGGGGACCACUAGCCAGGGGACAGCGGGGCAGAGAGGGGCACCAGGUCUGGAAGAGGGCACAUCUUCAUCACCUCCCACUCUUUUUUUUGCUCCACUGUGCAGCACAACAGACAGGGGGUGACUGACACGUAAGCGGAGAGGCAGGAACAGGAUUAUACUUCACAAACCUGAGCUUCUUGUAGUUAUCUGCUCAGCUGAUUUGUGUUCCUGUCUCUUUGGAAGAAAGCAGAACCUGCCACUGCAAGGAGAGAGACUCUUUUUCAGGGUAGUUGGCAUGCAGCUCACACUGCUACCUUGUUCUGUGGAAAAAGGAAUCAGCCCUGUUAUCCAUCUAACACGGACCUGUGAACUGACAUUUAUAGCUCUCUGUCACUGAUCAAUAUUUACUCGUUCAAGUCUCCAGGGGCUCCCGGUAGCUGAGAGAGGGGUGAGGAAUUUCAGUAAUCCUAUCAAAACAGCAGAGGGAUGCAUUUAAAAGAAGGGGAGAAAGCACAUGCUACAGACAGGCCAGUUCCCGGAGGCAGCAACCUGAAACCCAAGGAGGGAGGCAGCAGAUGGCAGCUGCACAUUAUAGAGCCAUUUCUUGGUUUUAGAACUCAAACCUUCAAUUGUGAUGAACUCUAAGUGUGAUAAGGAAAGGGGAAUCCAGCAGAGGCUCCCGAACAGCUGCCACAUCUGCCCUGCCACAGGAGAGCAUCCUCGUCUUAAUACUGAAUACUAAAUAAACUCUUCAGUCUUGCAGAGCUCAAACUGGUGCAAAAAGUGAUGGGAUAAUUCAAGUGGAAGCUGUUCUGAAAACUGCAUCAGAGCUGCUUAGUGGGGGGGCCCAAAGAGUCAAACCACAGUCUUAACUGAAUCUAGGAUAUUUGCAAGGCAAGUCAGACCACGGAGUGUUGCUGAGGUCUCUUUCCAGCCCUAUAAUGACUCUGGAAGGUUGGGGUAAGCAACGUGUCCUGGACUUGCCUACUUGUAAAACAGGGGAUAACCUAAUCCCCAGCAGGCUUUGGAGACUAAGCAUGGUUUUCCAAACUGUUUUGGAAUUAUUUUCUCAACUACAACCCAAAACUUCUGGUGCAAGAAAGGGAUGCAGUCAGAUCCAUCUCUAUCCCAGUGCCAGAAGAGCCAAAGGAAAAAGUGGAGAAUGAAAAGCACGUGCUAGGGGUUUUGUCCCAGUAAUAAAACAUUUACUAGAGCAAGCAGAAAGUAAAUGCACAGCUGAUAAAGAAAACACCACAACGUCACAAAAAAACUGACAGUUUCUGAUACUUCUCGCGGUAGAAACAAGACAGAGGUGAGUGCUGACGUGUUUCAACACAAGAGCUCCUCCUUACCUUCAUGGCGCAAGGAAAAAAAAAAAAAGAAGUUAAAAAAGGGGUAA
This is a messenger RNA of Numida meleagris (helmeted guineafowl), 6277 nucleotides long. Its product is annotated as parathyroid hormone/parathyroid hormone-related peptide receptor-like. The record is from RefSeq and is a predicted model, not a curated record. The coding region runs from base 2407 to 4023 and encodes 538 amino acids. Gene Ontology annotation, biological process: adenylate cyclase-modulating G protein-coupled receptor signaling pathway; cell surface receptor signaling pathway. NCBI's taxonomy places the organism in Eukaryota, Metazoa, Chordata, Aves, Galliformes, Numididae. Gene Ontology annotation, molecular function: parathyroid hormone receptor activity; G protein-coupled peptide receptor activity; peptide hormone binding. Gene Ontology annotation, cellular component: plasma membrane. The transcript has 13 exons.